ACAAGCACAAAGAUGUUUCCACGAGCCAGGGAACAACCUGGGCGCACAGGAAGAUCCAGGACCUGGGCGUGCACCGCCCCAAGCUCCGGCGGCUUCCGACACCUGCCGGGCCUCCGGAGAACCUGCUUGAGUCUGUACCAGCCCUGGGCGGUCGGUGGAGUAGCUGCCUAGCCCCACGAUCUCGGCCAUCGGAGAGCGGCGUGAUUCGGGAUGACUUUAAGCAAAUAUUUGUGGCUCCUCAAGGCGUCAGCCUUCAUCUUGGUACUCAGCAUUGUCCUAGUUGUAUUCAGAAGUGUGUCCCUUCCAGUAGCAUUCGGCAGCUUCAAGCCAGAGCAUGAACACCUGCCGCUGAAACUUCUUCCUGAGGAGCACCUCCGGAAACUGUUUUCCUAUGAUGGAAUCUGGCUGUUUCCUAAAAAGCAGUGCAAAUGUGAAGGACGGCAAGGAGGUUAUAACUUUCAGGAUGCCUAUAAUCAAAGCGAACUCCCAGCGGUGAAGGCAAGGAGACAGGCUGAAUUUGAACACUUUCAGAGGAGAGAAGGGCUGCCACGCCCACCACCCCUGCUGGCCCAGCCCAACAUCCCCUUUGGGUACCCAGUCCACGGAGUAGAGGUGAUGCCCCUGCACACGAUUCUCAUCCCAGGUCUCCAGUUUGAAGGUCCAGAUGCCCCAGUCUAUGAGGUCACCCUGACAGCUUCUCUGGGGACAUUCAACACUCUCGCUGAUGUCCCAGAUGAUAUUGUGCAGGGCAGAGGCCAGAAGCAGCUGAUCAUUUCAACCAGUAGCCGGGAGCUUUUGAAGUUCAUUCUCCAGCAUAUGACAUAUACCAGCACAGGGUACCAGCACCACAAAGUGGACACGGUGAUUCUGACAUCCAAAUCCUCAGUGGCCAAGUUCCCAGUGACCAUCCGCCAUCCGGUCAUACCCAAGUUAUAUGACCCCGGACCAGAGAAGAAGCUCAGAAAUCUGGUGACCAUUGCCACCAAGACUUUCCUUCGUCCCCACAAGCUUAAAGUCCUACUCCAGAGUAUUCGAGAGUAUUACCCAGAUGUGACUGUGAUCGUGGCUGAUGAUGGCAAGAAGCCCCUGGAAAUUAAAGAUGACUAUGUGGAGUAUUAUACAAUGCCCUUUGGGAAGGGUUGGUUUGCUGGUAGAAACCUGGCCAUAUCUCAGGUCACCACCAAAUAUGUUCUCUGGGUAGACGAUGACUUUGUCUUCAACAACAAGACCAAGAUUGAGAUGCUGGUGGAUGUCCUGGAGAAAACCGAGUUGGAUGUGGUGGGUGGCAGCGUGAUGGGGAACGUGUUCCAGUUCAAGCUGUUGCUGGAACAGAGUGAGGCUGUUGACUGUCUUCACAAGAGGAACGGAUGGUUCCAGCGCCUGGACGGCUUCCCCCACUGUGUGGUGACCAGUGGCGUUGUCAACUUCUUCCUGGCCCACACGGAGCGACUCCUUAGAGUUGGCUUUGAUCCCCGCCUGCAACGUGUGGCGCAUUCAGAGUUUUUUAUUGAUGGGCUGGGGAGUCUGCUGGUGGGCUCAUGCACAGAUGUGGUUGUCGGUCACCAGCCCCGCAGUCCAUCGGAGGACUCGGAGUUGGCCGCCCAGGAGAAGACCUACAGCAUAUACAGGACCAACACCAGGGCUGGGGUCCAGUUCAAACUGGCUCUCCACUACUUCAAGAACCAUCUCCAGUGCUCCACAUAAAGGUGCAGAGCGCAGGAAAAGCUCUAGACUGACUGGUUGUGGGUAUCGAGAACAAUGGAACUGGCAAGGGCUACCGGAAGGCGGACUCCUAACAAGAUGAUCAGCGAAUUUGCUUGUGGAUAGGGCAAGUUGGAUGUCUCAAUCAAAGGUUAAGGGUCAUUGUCAAUGAUCAGGGCAACGGAGACUACAUUAAUAACAGUAAUUAUUUGUAUGAUGCCUUCCCUUUUAUGAAGCAUUUUCACAUAGGAGUAUAUUACAAUAUUACAACAUCACAUCUGAUUUCACACAAAAGAAUAUAUUGGUUGUUUGUUGGUGUCCUCGGUCAAGAGAACAAUUGCUGGAUCCUUGAGGAUUAUUCGAUGCAAAUCAUAUGACAAUCAGAAAUAUCAUGUGUGUGUGUGUGGGGGGGGUAAAGUUCAUUGGAUUAGACAAAGAGGAAUAAAGAGAAGGGAAGGGGGAUGGGAAUAGGAAAGACAAUAGAAUGAAUCAGACAUACUUUCUUAUGUUCAUAUGUGAAUACACAGCCAGCGUAACUCCACAUCAUGUACAACCACAAGAAUGGGAGUUAUACUCCAUGUAUGUAUAAUAUGUCAAAAUACACUCUACUAUAUAUCUAAAAAGAAUGUUAAAAGAAAGAAACGUUAUAUCCAGCAUCACCGUCAUCCACACACCUUCUUAUUUGGUUCUAUCUUGUGGACUCCAAAAAGUGAAUGACCAGCAGCCUUGCCUUGGGGAGUUUGUAGCCUGGUUCAGGUGGCAGUGGACCUAGUGGUUAGAGCUGCCAAAAAUCAACUCCUAAUAAGAUGCACCAGCUGGUGGGUAAGAACUGUGAGUGUGUGUAGGUGUAGAUGUAUCAUUCAUGAGGUAUGACACCAAACUUGACAUUGGCAAUCAGAUGGUUGUUGAAUGCUAUUCAAGCAGGAUACCAGGCCUGAAGAAUUCCUGCACAAACAAAACCGACUGGAUCUUAAAGACGGCCAUAACGCUGCUUACACUGCAAAAUACAAGUGAAACUUCUGUCAUUUCUGGUAAAUGCUUACAUUAGACAGAAACAAAACUUAACCUUGGCUAACCACAAGCAGCCAACGAACAUAUGAUUAUGUGAAUUGCUUCUUCUUCAAAUAAACUUUAAAUUUUUUGUUGUGCCUUAGAUUUUCUUCUACAAGGUAAAAUUACAAUAAUCUUAUUUUUAUAAAAAUAUUUUAAUAAUUUUCUUUUUAAGUAGAUUUAAGAUGUUAUUCAAGUAAUUUGGGGGGUGUACUGGGGAUUUAACUCAGGGGCACUCGACCACUGAGCCACAUCCCCAGCCCUAUUUUGUAUUUUAUUUAGAGACAGAGUCUCACUGAGUUGCUUAGUGCCUCGCUUUUGCUGAAACUGGCUUUGAACUCAUAAUCCUCCUGCCUCAGCCUCCUGAGCCGCUAGGAUUAUAGGCGUGCACCACUGCACCUGGCUUCAAGUAAUUUAGAUUUUUAAAUGUGAUAUUUGUUCAUUGUAAAUUCUUUUAAUGGAUAACUUUGAAUAUUCUAGAAGAAAAAUAAUUUCUAAAAAUGUAAAAAGGAAUGCUAAGUUUUAAAUUUACUAGAGUUGCUUCAAUUAACCCUCAAGGUCAAUACUCCUAUGUGAAAAUGCUUCAUAAAAGGGAAGGCAUCAUAGGACCAUAGUUACACUUAAUUUUUUAAUUCCUUAGAUAUUUAUUGCUCAGUGCUGGUCCACAGGAGAUAAGAAACCCCUGUCCAAAUUAAUCAGUAUAUAGCUUCCUUCAUCAAGAAAGUCUUCCAUGAAAAAAUGUCAGCUCAACUAAGAGUUGUGCUUACAGAUGUAUGGUGGGGCUCCUUAUCAGAGUUUUUGCUUUCUAUGUUUACUUGCAGUCUGAAAAUAAUUGCUAAGAGCAGUGAGAAAUUAAGAUACUUAGAAAGCACAUUUACUUUUAUUACAGUAUGUCAUUAUAACUGUUCUAUUUUAUUACUAGCUAUCAUUGUUAAUCUCUUUCUGAGUUCUAUUAAUAAAUUAAACUUAUCAUAGAUAUUUAUGUAUAAGAAAAAGCAUAGUAUAUGAAGGAUUUGGUACUAACCACAGUUUCUGGCGUCCCCUGGGGUCUUGGAACAUAUUCCCUACUGACAUUCAGCUUCACAGCUCAGAGAUCAUACCAGUGACCAUACUUUGACUAGCCUUGCUUUUGGUUAGGGGGUCAGGAAACAUUUUUGUAAGGGACCAGAUAAUAAAUAUUUUAGGCUUUCUGAGCCACAUAAGCUGUCUUAUGUUAUUGUUUUUUUUUAUUUUUUUAUUGGUUGUUCAAAACAUUACAAAGCUCUUGACAUAUCAUAUUUCAUACAUUAGAUUCAAGUGGGUUAUGAACUCCCAUUUUUACCCCAAAUACAGAUUGCAGAAUCAUAUCGGUUACACAUCCACAUUUUUACAUAAUGCCCUAUUAGUAACUGUUGUAUUCUGCUACCUUUCCUAUCCUCUACUAUCCCCCCUCCCCUCCCCUCCCAUCUUCUCCCUCUACCCCAUCUCCUGUAAUUCAUUUCUCUCCUUGUUUAUUUUCCCAUUCCCCUCACAACCUUAUGUUAUUGUUAAAACAUUGUAAAACCCAUUCUGAGAGCUCUAGGGGCCAUCCAAAGACAAGCCACAGGCUGUCUGCGGCCAUGGGCUGUGGUUUUUGCUUUAGACUAGAACUAUUUUUAGAGUACAAGUUAUGUGAAAAAAAAUCUUGAUUAUAAAAAUAUAAUUAUGGAUGUUGCUGAAAUGAAAGCAAGGAAGUUAAACUGAGUGGGAUAAAUAUAUGAUCAUUUAUAAAUUUUA
Marmota monax (woodchuck) is the source of this 4506-nucleotide messenger RNA. RefSeq names its product beta-1,4-N-acetyl-galactosaminyltransferase 2 (gene B4galnt2). The record is from RefSeq and is a predicted model, not a curated record. Lineage: Eukaryota; Metazoa; Chordata; Mammalia; Rodentia; Sciuridae. Gene Ontology annotation, cellular component: Golgi membrane. Bases 211 to 1704 code for a protein of 497 amino acids. Gene Ontology annotation, biological process: UDP-N-acetylglucosamine metabolic process; UDP-N-acetylgalactosamine metabolic process. The transcript has 11 exons. Gene Ontology annotation, molecular function: hexosyltransferase activity.